AUGGCAUUGACUUCUAUCACCCUCUUCCUCAUCCUCCUAAUUCCCUGCAACUUACCAUCAUCAAGUGCACAGAAAUGGAUCAAGGGUGGUUACUGGUAUUACGGCAGCGGAUUCCCCGUUUCCGACAUAAACUCAGCUCUCUUCACUCACCUCAUGUGUGCCUACGUGGACCUCAACUCUUCCACAUACCAGCUUUCCAUCCCGUCGAAAAACCAUAAGCAGUUUUCCAAAUUUACCAACACUGUCAAACGAAAGAACCCACAAAUCAUGACACUUUUAUCCAUUGACGGAGGAUUAGCUAAUUCUUCAGAUUUCACCUCAAUGAUCAGCCAAUCUUCUUAUAGGAAACCUUUCAUUGACUCCUCAAUAAGAACAGCCAGAUUCCACGGCUUUCAUGGCCUCGACUUUCGUUGGGCUAAUAUAAGUUCAGCGUCUGAAUCUGCCAACCUGGCCACCCUCUUCCAAGAAUGGCGAGCCGCCAUUAAAGCCGAGCCAAGAAAUUCAAACACCUCAAAGCUUAUUCUAGCAACGACAGUUCCGUUCUCUCCAUAUAUCAAUAAUUCAACCUUUCCGAUCGAGUCUAUGAGGAACAACUUGGACUGGAUCCAUGCCAGGGUAAAUGAGUAUCUUUCGCCGAAAUGGUGGAAUGUCACGGGGGCGUCUGCAGCUGUAUACGAUCCGGCGAUGAAUAAUAUAAGCACAAAUUUUGGCGUUAAUGAAUGGAUUAAUGGCGGAUUUCCGACUAGGAAGCUUGUUUUGGGGUUGCCUUUCUAUGGCUAUGAGUGGACGCUUGUGAACCCUAACAACAAUGAAAUCGGCGCACUGGCUAAGGGGCCGGUGAAGAUUAAUCAUGCCGACAACGAUGGAAAGUGUUGGUUUUUUAUCUGGGUUUUCACCAAGUUGAACUCUCAAACCCAGUCAAACACACAGACCUGGUUUGCUAACUCCAACAGAAAGAUGGCCUAUAAGGACAUCAAGGACUUUAUUCAGCGCAAUGGAGCCGUUACAAAGUAUGAUGCAACUUAUGUGGUGAACUACUGCAGCGUUGGAUCAUCUUGGAUUGGCUUUGAUGAUGUUGAGGUAGUAAAGAUUAAGGUUUCAUACGCCAGAGAAAAGAAUUUGCUGGGUUAUUAUGCCUGGCUUGUCGCCAAUGAUGAUCAUAACUGGGUGCUUUCUCAAGCAGCAGCCGGAGAACACGGGGAAGAUCAUGGAAACACGAGGCGCAGGUUGCUAAUAAUAUUGGUUCCAGUAAUAGCCAUAGCCAUUCUUGUAUUAGUUCCUGCAACAUGGUAUCUUCGAAAGAGAGCUUCAGAAUCAAUGUACAAAAGAAAAGAAUCGCAAUCCAAACUUGGAACUAGGAUGCUAUCUGAGGGAAAUACCAAUGAUCCAAGCAUGCUCGUGUUUCAUUUCAAUGAUAUUGUGGAGGCCACUGAUAAUUUUUCAUUUGAAAAUAAGCUGGGAGAGGGUGGAUAUGGACCUGUUUACAAGGCAACGCUAAAGAAUGGACAAGAAAUUGCCGUAAAAAGACUUUCUAAGACUUCUAAACAAGGAUAUGAAGAGUUUAAGAAUGAGGUUAUGCUCACUGCGAGGCUGCAACACGUAAAUCUUGUUAGGGUUCUUGGGUUUUGUGUUGAAAGAGAUGAACAAAUGCUAAUCUAUGAGUACAUGACAAACAAAAGCUCGGACUACGUACUACAUCUAUGGUAA
Diospyros lotus (date-plum) is the source of this 1707-nucleotide messenger RNA. Its product is annotated as class V chitinase-like. Gene Ontology annotation, molecular function: ATP binding; protein kinase activity; chitin binding. The transcript is spliced from 5 exons. The record is from RefSeq and is a predicted model, not a curated record. Gene Ontology annotation, cellular component: extracellular region. Lineage: Eukaryota; Viridiplantae; Streptophyta; Magnoliopsida; Ericales; Ebenaceae. Bases 1 to 1707 code for a protein of 568 amino acids. Gene Ontology annotation, biological process: carbohydrate metabolic process; chitin catabolic process; protein phosphorylation.